Messenger RNA from Phoenix dactylifera (date palm), 848 nucleotides. Its product is annotated as TLR4 regulator/MIR-interacting MSAP protein. Lineage: Eukaryota; Viridiplantae; Streptophyta; Magnoliopsida; Arecales; Arecaceae. The record is from RefSeq and is a predicted model, not a curated record.
UGGUACUUGGAGUCCCGUAACGACCACGACGACGGGAGUGGGAGCGGAGGCGGAGGAGAGCCGGCGAGAUGGACGGGAGGAAGAAGAGAGGGGGAGAAAUCCCCAGAGCCGCUGCGAUUUGGAUCCUUUCCGCCCUAAUCCUUGCCUCUAUCGCUCCGGUCUCCUCCAUGGACGACAAGUGCGCGGCUUGCAACGCCGUCGCGGCUGAGCUAGAAAUUGGACUUUCAAAUGAGAAACCAAGAAACCAUUUGGACAUGCGUCACCGUUUGGAUUCUAGAGGUCAACGUGAAGGGAAAGUCAUUGAUUACAAAGUCAGUGAGCUAAGAGCCGUUGAACUUCUGGAUGGACUCUGUGAAAAAAUGCAAGACUACACUCUAAUGAAGUUAGAGUCAGGCACAAACGAGUGGGUCAAAGUAAGAGAUUGGGAUGCCCUUAAAGCUGAUAAGCAAGAAGCACGUGCUCACUCAAAAAAAUUGUCAUCCUUUUGUGGAAGGUUGUUGGAGGAAACAGAGGAUGAGCUUGCUGAGUUGAUAAAACAAGGAUCCGCUGUACCAGGAGGUGUCAACAAGGCUCUUUGUCAAGACCUUAGCAAGCAUUGCAGCUCUUCGAGGGGUUCCUCCAACAUGGAUGAUAGAGAAUUAUGAGAUAUUUUUUUUGGUGCAGAAUACGAACAGUUGGAAGCUGUAACCUGAUCAAUCAUUCAUGAUUCAUUUAUCUUUAUAUUCUAUUCUUGGAUGAAAUGGUCAAAACCUUUCCAGCCUGUUAGAAAAAUUCUCACGUGGUCCUCUUCAGUAACAUUCUUUAUUGAUCAAUACAAAAUGUUCUGACUAUUUAUUGUCAUAAAGUAA